Messenger RNA from Amphibalanus amphitrite, 3173 nucleotides. Its product is annotated as zinc metalloproteinase nas-14-like. Bases 823 to 2112 code for a protein of 429 amino acids. Gene Ontology annotation, cellular component: extracellular region. The record is from RefSeq and is a predicted model, not a curated record. Gene Ontology annotation, biological process: proteolysis. The transcript has 9 exons. NCBI's taxonomy places the organism in Eukaryota, Metazoa, Arthropoda, Thecostraca, Balanomorpha, Balanidae. Gene Ontology annotation, molecular function: zinc ion binding; metalloendopeptidase activity; chitin binding.
UACCGACUGAGCUACGGGACCGGCAAACAGAAAGGCUACGCCGCCAGUCAUAUAUAGAAACAGAAUGGACCAUUUCCAUAGAAGUUUCGAUAUGUAUGAGCAGCUUGUCUUUUUCCUCUGAAGUUUGUGAGCGCCUCAUUGCAGGGCGCCAAGUCUUGCGUCAAUUCCGCAUCAUACCUGCGACAGUUGAUAAGUCACAAUGGUAGGUAUAUUUAGAAACAGGAUGGGACAUUUCCAUCGAAGUUUCGAUAUGUAUGAGCAGCUUGUCCUUGUUCCUCUGAAGCUUAUGAGCGCCUCAGUUCAAUGAAUUCGCCGUCGCGCUGUGGUGUUUUAGCACCUGCAUCCGGCGCUGGGCGGCUGCCGAUGGACCGGGCCUGUUAUCGGGGUCAGCGCCACGAGGGCGGGGCGUGCUCUUGUCGCCCCAGGGGAGCUGGCGGCGGGUCAGCGGCGCUCGCCAGUCAGCCGCCGGUCCGGCCCCGAGGCGGUGUCAUGGUGCCCCCGAGUGGCUCCCCGGCCCGCGCGCCGCUGGCGGUGGCGGCGAUCGCAGUGGCAGCGGUCGCCGUCCGCGCCGCGCCCUGCCCCUACGACGCCUCGGCCGACCUCAACUCGCUGCUGGACCGGAUAUACGAUGACCAAGUGUAUCAGUGCCAAUGACGAAGUGAACACUGAGCACCGCAAGAUGACCGAUGCCGCCUCGUGCCGUCGUUGCAGUCGCAAGUGCUCUGGAGUGAAUCUGAAGAACGGGGCGCUGGCUACAUCUAUCCCAUUCCCACCUACGCUCGAUGUGACCCGUUCUACGAGGGAGACAUCUUUCUAGAUGGGAUGGAGCCGUGGGCGGACCCGGAGCGCGGGCCGGGCCCCAUGGAGCCGGCAGUCCAGCUGUGGCCCGACGGAGUCGUCUACUACACCACGUCUGUGUACGAUAGUAACGUGCUACUCAUUCUCAACAUCUCCAUCGCUGAUAUAGAAUCGCGCACGGCCACAGCGGCCGGACCGUGCAUCCGGUUCGAGCCCUGGUCUCCGGGGCUCUCCGAGGACUUCCUCUUCAUCACCGACCAGCUCACCAACUCGUGCUGCUUCAGCAGCAUCGGCAGGCGCGGCGGCAACCAGAGCCUCAACAUCGGCAUCAAAGGCAACAACGUCGGAAACGCCAAACACCUGCUCAUGCACGCUCUAGGUUUUUGGCACGAGCACAGCCGACCAGGGCGAGACGCGGACAUCGAGGUCCUGUGGGAUAACGUGCAGGAGGGCCUGGAAUGUUUCUUCGACGAAUACCGAAACGAGACGGAGUUUGUGCAGACGGACCCGUACGACCUGACCAGCGUGACACACAUAUCGCUCAACACGUGGGCCCGGGAGCGCGGUCAGGACACGCUGCGGCCGCGCUCCCCCACCAACGAAACAGAUAUAGGCUUCAAACAGAGGCUAUCUACCCAAGACAUUCAGAGAAUCCGAGCCAAGUACGGCUGUCCCGUCCCGGAUGAAACCACCACUUAUCAGCCAACAACAGCCGAGCCAGUGACAACAACAGAAAGAACUACCACGGUCCUUCCAACAACAGAACUGUCGACCACGGAACAGUCGACUACGGUCCUUCCAACAACGGAACGAACUACCACGGUCCUUCCAACAACGGAACAAACUACCACGGUCCUUCCAACAACGGAAGACACUACCACGGUCCUUCCAACAACGGAACGAACUACCACGGUCCUUCCAACAACGGAAAGAACUACCACGGUCCUUCCAACGACGGAAAGAACUACCACGGCCCUUUCAACAACGGAACAAACCACUACGGUCUUUCCGACGACGGAACGGCCGACUACGGUCUUUUCAACAACGGAACAAACUACUACCUAUCUGCCGCCCAGAGUCGUCUGCAAGGACCAGCCAGACGGCCAGAUGCUGGCCUAUCCGGACGACUGUCACAAGUUCUACAAGUGCAGCGGCGGCCGCGACUACGUAUGCUGCUGCCCGCUGCCACUAGUGUUCUCUGCUGAAGAGAGCACGUGCGACCACGAGUGGCACGUGCCGUGCGGCACGCCCGACCAGGAGUCUGAGUGUCCCCAACAUCAUGUACCCGACUCAGAGCAGUGCAAGUACAGCUAACGGAAACGCGCUGGCGAACUGCGCCCAAAGAUACGAUUUUGAAAAUCCGGCAGGUCUGUCCGUCAUCGACUGCCGCCGCCACCCCGACUUCGUCAGCUGACCUAUGGCGGCCAGUCACGUGCUCUAUCAGCCAAUCACAGGCUGGUCCCGGGGUGGAAGUCUGGCCAAUCAGAUAAUUCGCUGAGCCAGGCAAAGCGCUUAUCUCUGGCGGCGCGCUUUCCUUGCGGUCUGUACAUCUCUGCAGCAUCGCAUACGCUGGAAUACUUGGAGAUAUUUUUCAAAAAAAAAAAACAAUUUUUUUCCAGACAAGCUCUGUAUGAGACUUUUUUUGUUAAAGUGUAAAAAUAAAUGCUUCCCUUCAGGCUUCAUUUCAAUAGUAAUGCGUUGUCAUGGCAGAGAAUUGACGUCGAGGAGUAGGACCACAAAUACAAAAGUGCGAUCCAAUAAUGAUAUUUCGAGGCUAAGCCCAAAUAACCGUUAACGCAUAAUAACCGUAAGCUUUUUAUAAAGCCUUGCUGACCCAGUGACAAACGCAGAGCCUUUAGCGGAUGGCGCAUUCGAAGCUCGAGCAUGUUUCCUCUUCUACUGUCAAGCGACAUCUACCGUCAAGCGACCUGUUGAUGUUUUCUACUCAUUCCUGCGUCUAAAGAGGAAAAAUCCGUUAUCUGACCUGGAAGGUGCAUACAUUACGAGUCCCUGUUCAUGUUUAUUGGCUUUUCGGUCAGUGACAGCGUGUCCCAUGAACGCUGAAGCCGAUGACCGCUGCCCAUGGCGUGAAAGACGGGGGAAAAACGCUGCGCAACAAGACCGAAAUGCUCGCGUCAACGGUAUUUGCUCGGAGUAGGUAGUGUGAAGAUGCCUGUGGGGUCCACGCACACUACUGCCGGCACUGUUGCACAAAUGUUGGAACCGUGCGGAGCUGACAUAGAUAAAAUAUUCCUGUAAGGGAUGACAUUUCAAGCUGUGAAAUCGGGUCGCUCUGAGCUGUGCAUCCUUUUGUCUGUGUGUGCGCUUGUGUGAGCGGGUGUUUUUUUUUUCUUAGGAAAUAGAACGGCCAUUUU